GGGAGGGAAUUGGCAAUCUCUCUGCCUACGUGGGAGAGAAGGGAGGGUUGGGGGAAGUGUGGAAAACCUGAACCUGAGCUGCUGUCGCCUGAGGAAGAUUUGGUGGGAGGAGAAGCAGAGGGGAAGAGACGGGUUGAGAGUGAGGUGAGGAGGGCAUCUAGGUCACUGCUCCCGGGGGGGCACAAAGUUCGCGAUGUGGCUGAAGCCUGAGGAAGUGCUUCUGAAAAAUGCGCUGAAGCUGUGGCUGAUGGAAAGGUCCAACGACUACUUCGUGCUGCAGCGGCGUCGGGGCUACGGGGAGGAAGGCGGAGGGGGGCUCACAGGGCUUCUGGUUGGGACUCUUGAUUCAGUCUUAGACUCUACUGCUAAAGUUGCUCCAUUUCGCAUCCUACACCAGACACCAGAUUCUCAAGUUUACUUGUCAAUUGCAUGUGGAGCCAACAGAGAAGAAAUAACCAAGCAUUGGGAUUGGUUGGAACAAAAUAUUAUGAAGACCUUAUCUGUAUUUGAUUCAAAUGAAGAUAUUACUAAUUUUGUACAAGGAAAAAUAAGAGGAUUAAUUGCUGAAGAGGGAAAACAUUGUUUUGCAAAAGAAGAUGAUCCUGAGAAAUUUCGAGAAGCCCUUUUGAAAUUUGAAAAAUGUUUUGGUUUACCAGAGAAGGAGAAGUUGGUGACCUAUUAUUCAUGCAGUUAUUGGAAAGGACGGGUUCCUUGUCAGGGUUGGCUUUAUCUUAGCACCAACUUUCUGAGCUUCUAUUCUUUUUUGUUGGGAUCAGAAAUAAAACUCAUUAUCUCCUGGGAUGAAGUCUCAAAACUUGAAAAGACUUCAAAUGUCAUACUGACAGAGAGUAUUCACGUGUGUUCCCAAGGAGAGAAUCACUACUUUUCAAUGUUUUUGCACAUUAACCAAACAUACCUUCUUAUGGAACAGCUGGCAAACUAUGCCAUUAGAAGACUUUUUGAUAAGGAAACAUUUGAUAAUGACCCAGUCCUUUAUAAUCCUCUACAGAUCACCAAAAGAGGUCUGGAAAAUAGAGCCCACAGUGAGCAAUUUAAUGCCUUUUUUAGGCUGCCCAAAGGAGAGAGUUUGAAAGAAGUACAUGAAUGUUUCUUAUGGGUACCAUUCAGCCACUUCAAUACUCAUGGGAAAAUGUGCAUCUCAGAAAAUUAUAUCUGCUUUGCUAGCCAAGAUGGCAAUCAGUGUAGUGUAAUCAUUCCACUACGAGAGGUCUUAGCUAUAGAUAAGACAAAUGAUUCCAGCAAAUCUGUCAUCAUUAGCAUCAAAGGAAAAACAGCUUUUCGCUUCCAUGAAGUUAAAGACUUUGAACAACUGGUAGCAAAAUUCAGGCUCAGAUGCGGAGCAACUUCAACUCAAUAUCAUGAUAUUAGCACAGAGCUUGCUAUUAGUUCUGAGUCUACAGAGCCAUCUGAUAAUUUUGAGGUGCAAUCUUUGACAAGUCAGAGGGAAUGCAGUAAAACUGUGAACACUGAAGCCUUAAUGACAGUAUUUCACCCUCAGAAUUUGGAGACUCUUAAUUCUAAAAUGUUGAAAGAAAAAAUGAAGGAACAGUCAUGGAAAAUACUGUUUGCAGAAUGUGGGCGUGGUGUUAGUAUGUUUCGAACCAAAAAGACUCGAGAUCUUGUUGUAAGAGGCAUUCCAGAAACCUUAAGAGGAGAACUCUGGAUGCUUUUUUCAGGUGCUGUUAAUGACAUGGCUACUAAUCCUGGCUAUUAUACUGAAGUGGUUGAGCAGUCCUUAGGGACCUGCAACUUGGCUACUGAAGAAAUUGAACGUGAUUUACGUCGCUCUCUGCCUGAGCACCCAGCCUUUCAGAGUGAUACUGGCAUAUCUGCUCUGAGAAGGGUACUCACUGCUUAUGCAUACAGGAAUCCCAAAAUUGGAUACUGCCAGGCAAUGAAUAUUUUGACUUCAGUGCUGCUUCUAUAUGCAAAAGAGGAAGAAGCUUUUUGGCUUCUGGUUGCUGUAUGUGAACGAAUGUUGCCUGAUUAUUUUAAUCGUCGAAUUAUUGGUGCCUUGGUGGAUCAGGCAGUCUUUGAAGAACUUAUCAGGGAUCACCUUCCUCAGCUGACAGAACACAUGACUGAUAUGACAUUCUUUUCCUCAGUUUCUCUCUCUUGGUUUCUCACACUUUUUAUUAGUGUGCUACCUAUUGAAAGUGCAGUGAAUGUGGUGGACUGUUUCUUCUAUGAUGGAAUAAAGGCCAUUUUGCAACUGGGAUUGGCAAUACUUGACUAUAAUUUAGACAAACUGCUGACUUGUAAAGAUGAUGCUGAAGCUGUGACAGCUUUAAACAGGUUCUUUGACAAUGUCACUAAUAAGGAUAGUCCAUUGCCUUCAAAUGUUCAGCAGGGUUCAAAUGUGAGUGAUGAAAAAACCAGUCAUACUAGAGUGGAUAUUACAGAUUUGAUUAGAGAAUCAAAUGAGAAAUAUGGUAAUAUUCGCUAUGAAGAUAUACACAGUAUGCGCUGUCGAAAUAGGUUGUAUGUGAUACAGACCCUAGAGGAAACAACAAAACAGAAUGUGUUGCGUGUUGUAUCACAAGAUGUGAAAUUGAGCCUUCAAGAAUUGGAAGAACUUUAUGUCAUCUUUAAGAAAGAGCUGUUUUUAUCUUGUUAUUGGUGUUUGGGUUGCCCAGUAUUGAAGCAUCAUGACCCCAGUCUGCCAUAUUUGGAACAGUAUCAGAUUGACUGCCAGCAGUUCAGAGUGUUGUAUCAUUUGUUGAGUCCCUGGGCUCAUUCUGCAAAUAAAGACUCACUAGCUUUAUGGACAUUCAGAUUGUUAGAUGAAAACUCUGAUUGCCUUAUAAACUUCAAAGAAUUCUCCUCUGCAAUUGACAUAAUGUACAAUGGAAGUUUUACUGAGAAGCUUAAGCUGCUUUUUAAGCUACAUAUUCCUCCAGCUUAUACUGAAGUGAAAUCUAAGGAUGCUUCAAAAGGAGAUGAACUUUCCAAGGAAGAAUUACUUUAUUUCAGUCAGCUGCAUGAUAAAGGCACUGAGGCCCAGAGAGAAGUGACUUGUGCAAGGUUUCACAUUUCCAAGCCUGCAAAUGAGAAGGAAGCAGAAUCAGCAAAACACAGCCCUGAAAAAGGCAAAGGGAAAAUUGAUAUUCAAGCAUAUCUAAGUCAAUGGCAAGAUGAGCUUUUCAAAAAAGAAGAAAACAUUAAGGAUUUACCAAGAAUGAAUCAGUCUCAGUUUAUUCAGUUUUCAAAGACCCUCUAUAACUUAUUUCAUGAGGACCCUGAAGAAGAAUCAUUAUAUCAAGCCAUUGCUGUUGUAACCAGCCUUUUACUCAGGAUGGAAGAAGUUGGAAGGAAACUACAUAGCCCUACAUCAUCAGCCAAAGGAUUCUCUGGUACUGUCUGUGGUUCUGGAGGACCCAGUGAGGAAAAAACAGGGAGCCACUUGGAGAAAGAUCCUUGUUCCUUUAGGGAGGAACCUCAGUGGUCAUUUGCAUUUGAACAGAUUCUUGCAUCGCUGUUGAAUGAACCAGCAUUGGUGAGGUUUUUUGAGAAACCAAUAGAUGUAAAAGCCAAGCUGGAAAAUGCAAGAAUUUCUCAGUUAAGGUCUAGAACCAAGAUGUAAAUCCCUAGGAAUUGCCUAUCAUAGACAAGUUUACUAACAUUCCUGUAGCUGUCAGCUUGAUUCCUGUGAGUAGGGCUCAGGGAUUUAUCUUGUUACCAAUGUGUCUGGAGGCCAAAAUAUAUAUCCAGAAGCACAAUGCAUCAUUCCUUUGUUGUUGAUAAUGGGCUUUGUUAGCACUUUUUAAAACAAACAAACAAAACAAAAAAAACAAAAAAGCAAACCACAUUUGUUAUCUCAAAUUUUGAUGAUAUUCUCAAAUACAAAUAUACUUUUCUAUAUUUCACAAUAUAUGCAAUACCAGAGGAAUAUGCUAAAUGUUACCACCAGAGGGCACAAGCAUAUCACUUUUAGUAAGGAAAUUACUAGCUUGUGUUGCUAUUUACAUAUGAAUUACUGAUUAUUUUGAAAAGACAGUGUUAUGCUUGGGUGUUAGUGAGGCUGAUAUGUCAUGUCAAUCGAUAAACCCUACUUUCCAAAUUAUCUAAAAGAUUACCAUUUGGGGCCCUUGUUUUCAAGUUAUCUAACUGAAAUAUUAUUAAUUUUUUUAAGUUAAUCUCAUUCAGUCUUCUAGUAAUAAAUGCUUUUUUAAGUACCUUCUACGGUCUUCCUACCUGAGGGGUUCAGAGGCUGCUGACUCACACUGCUAACUCUGUUACUGACAAAAGCAAAUCAAUAACUCUAAAUUCUGGGCUGAUAUAAAGAAAAAAACAAUAUUGGAUUUGGAUUUAAGCUGGGUAAAAUCAGCCUUCUGAGAAGGGCUAAGAAACAGUUCAAUUAACUGUAUAGGUCUUUCAUUAGACCGAGACAUCACUAGAAAUUCUGGGCACUGCUGUUUGUGGUAUUUGUCUCAGAGUAGCUUAUGACUGUUUUGGUUCUAGCUUUAGAUUUUGGAUUUUCACCAGUCAUGUGUUAAUUUACAUUAGAUAGUAAAGAAUGGCUACACUAAGACUGAAUUAUCUUAUUAGUCUGGUAAGCAUAUAAAGUAUACUUGUAUGUAAUGAUUACCAAGGUAACAGAAUUGCUGACAUCUGUCUAAAAAGUUUUGACUAUCCAAUUUAGAUGUGUAAUUUCUAUAUACUUUAUGCUGUUUAUAUUUCAAUCAUUACACAGAGUCCAUUUAGAGAUAAUGGGCUUUGUUAGCACUUUCAAAAAAAAAAAGCAAACCAUACUUGUCCACUGUCCUGUGCUAUUCCUACCAAGGACAAUUUAUUAAUCAAUUGACUUAGAAAAUUGGGGGAGAAAUCAUUCAUUGGAGCUUCUUUCUUUACAAAAGACUUUGGUUAUAAGCCUUUUGACUUUUCUAGAUGUGAAACCAUGAAAGGGCAGACCUCCUUCAGAGUGACUCAAGAGGUCUCCCUUUCUUGGAGGGAGUUGGUACAGUCAGCCUUUGGGAAGAAUCCACUGUGAACAAAGCUUAACACAUGGGACUUCAUCGCUCAUAGAAUAUGUUAUUUUCAAAGAAGUUCAAGAAUUUUCAAGUUGAGCCUUUGAAAAUCCCAUAAAUUGGUUUUAGCUAAACACUUACUAGUAGUGUCUUUAAAUUAUUUAAUCAACCUUGUCUUUUCAAGGAAAUUAUCACUUAAAGAGAUAGUUGGUAAAUAAACAUCUAUGCCUUUUCUCAGAAAUGAUUUGCUGAACUAUGUCCACGUUUUACAGCUUAGAUAAUAGUCUAUAUGGAAACUAUUAUACAUCUGCUAUUAUGCAAUGAUUGUUAAAUUAUACUGAAGUAGCUCUAGAAAGACACAUGUAUACAAGGCACUAUUGUACACACUUUGCUGAAUAUUUUGUCAGUUGUAUUUACAAAGAAAGGUACUUUCUUAAGAGCAUAUAUGUUAUUAAUAUUUGAUAUGAUUUUAAAGUCAGAAUAGUACAGAUUACUGAGUAUUAUACUUUAGGCUAGAUUAAUUAAAAUUGAAUACUGAAAGAGAUUUUUUGAGUUGCAAAAAGUUUAUAAAUGCAAAGCAAAAAGAAAACAUUUAUUUUCUGAGUCUGCAGGAGAAACAAACUAAACAUUAUAGUUUUAUAGCUGCUAUCUUGUUAACCAAACAGGUUGUUCAUAAUAUUAAAAAUCUUACGUAGUUGUGUUAAACUGAACCAGUUCAUUAUACCUUAUGCAUUAAAUUAAAUAUGUUAUAAGGCUUUACUUGUCUUUAUAAAAAUAAAUAUAUCCACUAAACAUGAAAAAUGGUUUACUUAAAAA
This is a messenger RNA of Gorilla gorilla gorilla (western lowland gorilla), 5804 nucleotides long. RefSeq names its product TBC1 domain family member 8B (gene TBC1D8B). Lineage: Eukaryota; Metazoa; Chordata; Mammalia; Primates; Hominidae. Bases 194 to 3604 code for a protein of 1136 amino acids. The transcript has 22 exons. The record is from RefSeq and is a predicted model, not a curated record. Gene Ontology annotation, molecular function: calcium ion binding.